Eufriesea mexicana is the source of this 6536-nucleotide messenger RNA. It is a transcript of the gene PlexB, whose product is annotated as plexin B. Lineage: Eukaryota; Metazoa; Arthropoda; Insecta; Hymenoptera; Apidae. Gene Ontology annotation, biological process: regulation of cell shape; sensory neuron axon guidance; motor neuron axon guidance. Gene Ontology annotation, molecular function: protein binding; semaphorin receptor activity. Gene Ontology annotation, cellular component: semaphorin receptor complex; plasma membrane. The record is from RefSeq and is a predicted model, not a curated record.
UGCAGCUAUGCUGCUUACACUAAUGAAGGGCGGUGCGUGCAACGUUGUUACUCAAAAAGUGUGGAGCCAUCUGCCCUAGCCUGACAUCGUCGUCGAAAUGUUUUAGUACCGAAAUCGAGAUGCCAGGCAAUGUGCAUCAUUUCGGUGCCUGGAUACAUGUAUAACUGGUAGUAUUGCAUCAAUAUUGGCCUUCUACCAGUGGGACAUAUACCCUUAUUGUACUUUCUAAGCUUCCUACCCUAGACUUGUACAUGCACAAACGCACACGCAUAUUGUGUGCGCAUGUGCUUUGUCAACUAUUGCCUACACAUCAUGAGAUUCUUGGGAUUUAUAUCAUUUCCCAUUUCGCCUACUGUGUUAUCUCAAAAACUGCUGCUACCACUUCAGCGAUUAUCCUUUUUAUCCAUGUCUGUUGUCACCUGGUUCCUCAUGAUACUGGUAACUGCAGCCAUAGAUACACCUGCUAGUACUGUUCCACCUGUGCAAGAAAACAGAUCUUUACAUGUUAUAACGCAGUUUCCUAUGGGAGAUGGUCAAAGAUAUGGAUUUUAUCCUCUAGAUCCAAAUACAACAAGAGAAGGUGUUCUUCGAUUUAAUCAUCUUACUAUAGAUCCUGCUACAGGAAGAUUGUAUGCAGGUGCUAUCAACAGACUUCUACAAUUAGAUUCGAAUCUCAGAUUGGAGGAAUAUGUUUCCACAGGACCAAGAUUGGAUAAUCCUCAGUGUCAUGCAACAGGCUGCCCUUCUGGGGACAUAACUACAUCUUUAAUGGAUAAUGUAAACAAAUUAUUAAUUGCUGAUCUUGAGUCACAAACAUUGAUUGCGCGUGGUUCCCUUCUUCAAGGUGCUUGUGAAAAGUACAAAAUGUCAAACAUAUCUAUUAAACCGGAAUUCAUUCCCCAUAGUGUAGCAGCAAAUGAUGAAAACUCUUCUACAUAUGCUUUUAUUGGACCUGAAAGAUACAAUGCUUGGGGACAAACAAAUAUACUCUAUGUUGGUACUACAUUCACUAAUAGAGGAGAUUACAGACACGAUGUGCCUGCCAUUUCCAGUAGAAAUCUGCAUAAUUUAGAAUUCGCAGAGUAUACGUUCAAUAAACAAUCGAUCGUGUAUAUCGAUGUGAAAUACCGAGAUCAUUUCCUUGUUAAAUACGUGUAUGGUUUCAAUGCCAGUGAUUAUGCGUAUUUUGUGCUAGUACAAAAACAAUCUCAUCUUCCGGAAGAAGAAGAAAAGGGUUAUAUUUCUAGAUUGGCUCGCAGUUGUAUCAGCGACCCGAAUUAUGAUAGCUACACAGAAGUGACGUUACAGUGCACUGUCGAUUUAGGUGACGGAAAACCUCAGUCUUAUAAUUUAGUGCAAGAUGCAAAAGUAGCAACAGCUGGUAGUGAUAUUGCCAUGCACCUCGGUAUUUCUGUCGGUGAUCCCAUUUUUGUCUCUGUAUUUUCACCAAGUAGAGGUAUUACGAAUGAACCUCUAUCCCGAUCAGCACUUUGCGUGUACAGUCUACAGAUGAUUGAAACAAAAUUUGAUGAAAAUAUUCAUAUGUGUUUUAAUGGUAGUACCAAAUAUAGAAAUAUGGGUUACGUCAGUGGUCCUAUACAAGAUGGAAAAUGUCCUACAGCAGGAACAACAGGCAACAUUUUGAAUUUUUGUGAAGUAGGUUUGAAGAUUUCUGGAAUGUCACCGAUUGUAGGGGAAGCAAUCUUACAUUUUCCCGACGAAUUCAUCACUUCCGUAACAAUAGCUAAUACAGAAAGUCACACUGUUGCAUUUUUGGGUACUAACGAUGGUGUCCUCAAAAAAGUUUUACUUUCUGGAAACGAUGCAUUCGUCUAUGAAAGUAUCGUAAUUGAUAAAGGAAACCGAUUGAUGCCUGAUACUUUAAUCUCACCAGAUGGAGAACAUAUUUACGUCCUAUCAACCUCUAAAAUUUCCAAGGUUCAAGUCGAGCAUUGCAGUAGCUAUACUAAUUGCAGCAGUUGUCUCGAUGCGAAAGAUCCUUAUUGUGGAUUUUAUAACAUUGAUAUAUAAUUUAGAUGUACAGUCCGAGGCGAUUGUCAGAAAGCAAGUCAUAGUAGCCCACGAUGGUUAUCCUUAGGCACAGGACAACAGUGCAUCGACUUUGAGCAAGUUCUUCCAGAUCGUAUGCCUAUCAAUCGAAUGACCACAGUUCACUUAACAAUCAGAACUUUACCUGAAUUACCAGCGGGUGCAAACUACAAAUGUGUUUUUGGUAAUGCGGAACCUAUAGAUGCAUUAAUGACUGGAUUUGGAUUAUCGUGUCCUACACCACCCGUUAUUGAAAGACCGAAUAUACCAGAUGGAGCCGAUCAUGUUCUAGUACCACUAUCUGUACGCUCUAGUGAAACGAAUAAAGACUUCGUCUCACGAAAUUUUGCAUUCUUCGAUUGUUCAAGACAUACUGUAUGUACAGAAUGUGUAAAAUCUCAAUGGGCAUGUAGUUGGUGUGUAUACGAUAACAAAUGUACACAUAACACAAGCUGCCAGGGUAUAAUUUCAGGGGAAAAUAAUCAAGCAAAUUUAGCCGCACAUGGAGCUCAGUACUGUCCAAGAUUUGUUCAUCGCCAAGAACCAUUGAUGUUACCUAAUAGUGUACCAAAAGAGAUAGUACUCGAAGUUGAAAAUUUACCGCAUCCUCAAGUGGGUCAUAGUGGAUUCCAAUGUAUUGUUUCAAUUGAAGGUGCUAAUCUAAAGGUACAAGCUCGUGUCGACAGUAGCCGCUUUAUAGUUUGUGAUAAAACAGUUUACUCGUACGAAGCAGUCACUGGUGAAUAUGAAGCAGAGGUAACAGUUGUUUGGAACAUUAACCAUCAUGUGGACAAAACUACUAUCAUCCUUUAUAAGUGUGAAGUGCUGGGUUCACAUCGUGAACACGCAGAUUGUUCUCUUUGCGUGACUAGAGAUGCGCGCUUCGAAUGUACUUGGUGUGGUAAUAGUUGCGUGUAUCGGCAUUCUUGUUUACAUUCACCAUUUACUGAAUGUCCAAAGCCGAGGAUAGAUAUGAUUAAACCUCUCAGUGGACCGAUCGAAGGUGGCACAUUAGUUACUAUAGAAGGUAGCAAUUUGGGUUUAAAAGAAAGUGAUGUAGAUGGAAAAAUACAUAUUGGUAACACUCCGUGUACUUUAGUCGACUAUGAAGUUUCUGUGCGUAUCGUUUGCCGUACUGGAAGACAUGAAGCAACAGAUACUGCUUCCGUGGUUGUUGGUAAUGAUGCUGGUUAUACUGAAAGCGCUGUACUAUUUAAUUAUAAGGAUAUACGUUUGUCUGGUGUCUAUCCAUCAGUUGGCCCACAAAGUGGUGGAACACAACUUGCCAUUACUGGGAUGUAUUUGAAUAUUGGUAGUACUAUUUCAGCUUACUUGGAUGAAUUACCAUGCCAUGUUAAUGCCACACAAGCAAGCAGCAGUAGAUUAACCUGUGUAACUAGUAAAUCCGACCGAGUAAGAAAAAUUGACAGACUGACUCUUAGCAUAGAUGGUGCGAACCGUACUCUAGUUGGUAAUCCCUAUAAUUACACUCAUGAUCCUACUAUUAUGGAGAUCAAACCAUUGACGAGCUUUGCUUCCGGUGGCCGCAUGAUCACCGUUCAUGGCACCAAUCUAGACACCAUCCAAAAGCCUGAGAUGGAGGUUUAUUUUGAUAAUGAACUACUGCCAAUAAAUAGAACUGUUUGUACAGUAUUAAAUCCGACGCAGAUGGAAUGUCCGAGUCCUAGCGUUGCUAAGCGUUUCAUGACUCUUCGACGUAAUGAGCGUGCUACCGUUAAUGGCCAAAGUACACCACCUCUGUCACUAAAGUUAAAGGAAUCUCAGUUGUCCUUAAAAAUAGCGUUUAUUAUGGAUAACGUAGAAAGUGUUCGAGAUUUGGAGAAGCAUUUUAAGAGUCUCAGAAAUCGUUUGCUUUACGUGGAAGAUCCAAAAUUCUUCGCCUUUCCACGAAAUAUUAAAUUGUAUAAAGGUGAUACAUUAGUGAUUGAGGGAGAAAAUUUGAUUUUCGCCAGUGACGAGUCUGAUGUAAAUGUCACUGUUGGGACAAUGCCAUGUAAUGUGACUUCGCUUGCUCUAACUCAAUUAGUUUGUAUUCCCCCAGAUCAACAACCAGCUGACACAGAUGAACUUGGAAUUAAAACUGAAAAUGGUCUACCUUUGGUCGUAGUACGCGUAGGUCGUAGCUUGAGGUUUCCCAUUGGUUUUCUGCGUUAUGAAGUGAUUAAAUCUUACCCAAUCCCACCAGAGGCAAUUGCGGGCAUAGCUGCUGGCACAUUCGGUCUCGUAUUUUUAUUUGUUCUAGUAUUAAUAAUAUAUAGACGGAAAAGUACGCAAGCGGAAAGGGAAUAUAAAAGGAUACAAAUACAGAUGGAUACUCUCGAAAGCAAUGUUAGGAUGGAAUGUAAACAGGCAUUUGCUGAAUUACAGACUGAUAUGACAGAUUUAACCGCAGAUCUGGAAUCCUCCGGAAUUCCAACUUUAGAUCACAAAAACUAUAUUAUGAAAGUAUUUUUUCCUGGUGUUACACAUCAUCCCAUAUUAAAUGAUCCUAGAUCACGUAGUAAUGUUUCCCGAACAAACUACGACGCUGCCAUGAUCCAGUUCGAGCAGCUGAUUAAUAAUAAAUACUUUGUAUUGACGUUUAUCGAAACCUUAGAGGCUCAAAAAGACUUUAAUAUUAGAGACAAAGUGAAUGUUGCAUCAUUACUCAUGGUUGUACUGAUGGGUAAGAUGGAAUACGCAACUGAUAUACUUAUGAAUCUUCUACUAAGACUUAUUGAAAAGGCAGUGAACACAAAGCAUCCACAGCUAAUGCUUAGAAGAACUGAGUCUGUGGUAGAAAAGAUGCUAACGAAUUGGAUGGCACUUUGUAUGUACAAUUAUCUUAAAGACUAUGCAGGUUCCUCUUUAUUUUUAUUGUUCAAAGCAAUAAAACAUCAAAUAGAAAAGGGUCCUGUAGAUGUGAUCACGCAUGACGCUAGAUACUCGCUGUCCGAGGAGAGGUUGCUUCGUGAGCAAAUCGAGCAUAGUAUAGUCACGUUACAUGUCGUACAAGAUGAUCUAGAUGAGAAGAUCCAGUGCAAGGUGUUAGAUUGUGAUACUAUAAAUCAAGUAAAGUCCAAGAUUCUAGAUGCUCUCUACAAGAAUACUCCUUUCUCACUGAGGCCGUCCGUUCAUGACGUAGAUUUGGAAUGGAGACACGGUAGAGGCGGUCAUUUAACUCUCCAGGAUGAGGAUCUCACAACAAAGUGCAACGGCGAGUGGAAGAAGAUAAACACAUUGGCACACUAUGGUGUUAAAGAAUCGGCGGUGAUGUCGUUGAUUCCUAGACAGAACGAUGGUUUUUCCGUCGCCUGUAAGCCACCGUGUCACAACUGCAAACCAUCGCAUUAUCAUCAGCAGCAACAGUCCAUUCAUCAUCAUACUCAUCACCAUCACUUGCAUCGUCACGCAAAUCACUGUUCGUCCACACAUCUUCCAUCCACACCUAAUCACAAUCUAAUUAGUCCUGUAAUGUACAAUCAUCCUGUCAGUGGUUUAUAUUUCGAAUCUCAACAUUCACCACCGAUCAUAACGGCGAACGGCGACGUUGAAAGUGGACAUGGAGGUAACCAACGAUUAUAUCACUUGGUAAGGCCUAUAGAAGAAAGUCACUACCCGCCAGGUAUGGGUUUUACUGGUAGCAAGCAUCAUCAUCCAGAACGAACACACAAAGCCAUCCCUGAGAUAUUUCUAACGAGAUUAUUAUCAACGAAGGGUACUGUUCAAAAGUUCGUUGAUGAUUUCUUGAACACGAUAUUAACAGCGAACGAAGCAUUACCUAGUGCUAUAAAAUGGUUGUUUGAUCUUUUGGACGACGCCGCGAAACAACACGGAAUUGUUGAUCCGGAAGUGCCACAUGCAUGGAAAUCAAACAGUUUGCCGCUUAGAUUUUGGGUGAAUUUUAUUAAGAACCCAGACUUCAUGUUCGAUAUUAAUAAAUCCACGACGGUCGAUUCGAGUUUAUCCGUUAUAGCGCAAACUUUUAUGGACUCAUGUUCGAUGACAGAGCAUAGGCUAGGCAAAGAUUCACCUUCAAAUAAGUUACUCUUCGCCAAGGAUAUACCGCACUACCGAGAAAAAGUGGGUCGUUUUUACACAGAUGUACAAAGACUGCCACAAAUUACUGAUCAAGAAAUGUCUAGUGCCAUGCAACAACUAAGUGCGUCACACGCGAAUGAGUUUGAUGUGAUUGCAGCACUGAAAGAACUUUACAUCUAUGUCAGCAAGUAUUAUGAACAAAUCUUAGAGGCCUUGGAGACAGACGCGGGCUGUCGCAAAUUACAUCUAGCUCAUAGGCUAGAAAAUGUCGCGUGCACGCUCGAAGGAGAGGAAACCAGUGCCUGCUGACACAACCUCCUCAUUGCUAUCCCAGGACCCGUCAAUCUCUCCAGAAACACUGACUAGUGCCUCCAUUUCAUGCAUCAGAUACACCUCGUUACAUAUGUACAAAUCUACACACCAUGUGAAUAACAAUGCCGUAACAA